Equus caballus (horse) is the source of this 877-nucleotide messenger RNA. It is a transcript of the gene HCST, whose product is annotated as hematopoietic cell signal transducer. Gene Ontology annotation, biological process: positive regulation of phosphatidylinositol 3-kinase/protein kinase B signal transduction; regulation of immune response. Gene Ontology annotation, molecular function: phosphatidylinositol 3-kinase binding; signaling receptor binding. The record is from RefSeq and is a predicted model, not a curated record. NCBI's taxonomy places the organism in Eukaryota, Metazoa, Chordata, Mammalia, Perissodactyla, Equidae. Gene Ontology annotation, cellular component: membrane.
AAGGACCCAGAGAGGGUGGAGGAUUUAUCUUCCUCCCCUACAGAGCUCUAUCAGACAUUUCCAGUUCAGUGUGCCCAGACCUCAGGCAUUUUCCCCCUGCACUCGCUUCCCUCCUUCUGCAUCCUGUCAAAGGAUGCUCCAUCUUUUCAGUUGCUCAGGCCAGAAGCUUUGGUCAUCCUGGGUCCUUCUCUCUCAUACAUACCCACAUCCACUCCAUCAGCAAGCUCUACUUCCAAAACCUUCCAGAAUCUCCCUAGUGCCCACACCCUGGUCCACCUGUCACCUCCCACCUGGACAAUGGUAGCAGCCUCCCUGGUUUCUCUGACCCUCCCCCCAGUUGGUCCCUGAAGGCAGUCACAGGGACCCGCCACCUCUCACCCUCCCACACACACAACACAGGAAGCAGGUGGCUUUGUCACCAGCAGGGUGACAUCCGCUAUUGCUGCCAGUCUACUCCCCCACUGUUCCUCAGGACUUCUCUGGACCAAAGCCCUUUGCCAGACCCCUUCCAGCCCUCAGCCCACCAUGGCUUCUCCAGACAACGUCCUGUUCCUGCUUUUGCUCCCAGUGGCUGCAGCUCAGAUAACCGCAGGUUCCUGUUCUGGGUGUGGACCCCUCUCCCUGCCGCUCCUGGCAGGCCUCGUGGCCGCCGAUGCGGUGGUGUCGCUGCUAAUCGUGGCGGUCGUAUUUGUGUGUAUGCGUCCCCGGAGCAGGCCCACCCAAGAUGGCAAAAUCUACAUUAACAUGCCUGCCAGAGGCUGAGCCCCCUGUAACUGCGACCUUUGACUUCUGACCCUCUCAUCCCGGAUUGUGUGUGAUGGCACAGGAAACCCACUCCCAGCUUUGGGUUGCUUUGGAAUAAAGCAAUUGGAAUACA